AUGUUGAGUGGAACAAAUGGCCCCAGCCUUGCCCGGCGUGACGCAUUCAGCGGGGGGAGAACACCGGUGACACCUCCCCUCAGACCUCCCCAUUUGUCGCACAACAUCCGAUUUUUGUGGAAGAGGAACUCGGCAACACGAAAGAUUGUCGGCUUCCCACGUGCUCGCUCGACGUGGGCUAUCGGUGACAAACAAAUGCUGCCGAUAGCGCUCUGCCUCGCGUUCAGCGCUGCGCAAUUCGCCGUCUGCGCCCCUGUCCCCAGGGAUUCGAUGGACAGCAGAGAUAGAAUCUCGGAUAGGGAACAUGAUGCGACACCCUCUAGUGCCUGGCUGGUCGACAACGACCACCAGGGCGGCGCCCCAGCACCAAACGGAGAGAACCCCCAAAUGCUGCCUCGGCCGAAGACCCAUCAACUCAGCCUUCUCCGUCCGCUUGCUAGGCACAGGAUGCCCAAUGGAGAGACACAUAGAGAUCCAGAGAACGAUGUCAUGCGUUUGCCCCACCAUGUCCAUGACGAGCAUGAGCAUGGCCAUGAUCAUUUCGGACCCCCAGAUCUGAAUAGUGUUGGUCCGCCUCAACCUGGCAUGCCGUGCUACCAAGGCCAGGCUUCCCACGACCGCAAUGAUAUGCUCAUCGUCUACCUGGCCGCCGCCUUCAUGGUAGUGGUUGUCGUUAUGGAAGCGUGGGGGGGUGCCUUUAGGAGGCAAGCGCUCGCUUCCCACCGGCAGUGGAGCAUCAGAUGCCAAGAUCACUUGAAGAUGAGACGAACGGGUUCCCACUGGGCCCUCAAAUACGAGCUCGCCGAUGGAAGCUCUCGGACCUUUUCCGGGACAAGCCUGCGACUCGAUGAUGUGGCCCAUUGGGGUUCUGCUUACACAGUAUUUCUUUUGACAGCCCUGUAG
Messenger RNA from Chaetomium globosum CBS 148.51, 903 nucleotides. RefSeq lists its product as uncharacterized. The coding region runs from base 1 to 903 and encodes 300 amino acids. The record is from RefSeq and is a predicted model, not a curated record. The transcript has 4 exons. NCBI's taxonomy places the organism in Eukaryota, Fungi, Ascomycota, Sordariomycetes, Sordariales, Chaetomiaceae.